Molecule: messenger RNA, 5444 nt
Organism: Pimephales promelas (fathead minnow)
Lineage: Eukaryota; Metazoa; Chordata; Actinopteri; Cypriniformes; Leuciscidae
Gene: man2a2
Product: mannosidase, alpha, class 2A, member 2
Biological process (GO): protein deglycosylation; N-glycan processing; mannose metabolic process
Cellular component (GO): Golgi membrane
Molecular function (GO): carbohydrate binding; alpha-mannosidase activity
Source: RefSeq, a predicted model, not a curated record
CUCUGCUUGGUGGAAACCUGCAUUCGUGACGAUGGAUCCUCGACCGACUGGAGCGACCACUGCCGUGUGAAGGACUACACUCUACCCUCAACACUGCACUUUUUCACUUUUGGGACACGCCUUGCCUUCAUCAGACCUGGGUUGUGCAUGUUGAGAUUCUCUUCUUUUGUCUCCGCUCCCCUUGACCUCGACAUCAUCAGCAUCCGUGCGAUAAACAGAGGAGGAUGAAACUGAAGAAGCAGGUGACCGUUUGUGGAGGGGCCAUCUUCUGUGUGGCCGUCUUCUCUCUCUAUCUGAUGUUGGACCGCGUCCAGCACGAUCCCGCUAGGAGACAGAACGCCGGGAACUUUCCGAGGAGCCAGAUUUCGGUGUUGCAGAACCGCAUCGAGCAACUGGAGCAGCUCUUGGAGGAGAACCAUCAGAUCAUCAGCCACAUCAAAGACUCUGUGCUGGAGCUCACGGAUACGGGGGCCAUCUCUCCCAGCGGGCAUCUCCCCUUCCGGAGCGCCAAUGGCUCCUGGGUGCUGCCCUUUGAUGGCAGGCCCACCUUUCUCUCCGUUAAGCCACUGGAUUGCCAGUUCGCACUGGGCCGCAGGAGCCAAACUGACCUGCAGAUGCUGGAUGUAUACUCCUUGCUAAACUUCGAUAAUGUGGACGGAGGUGUUUGGAAGCAAGGUUUUGAGAUCACCUACGAGCCCAACGAGUGGGACGAAGAGCCCCUGCAAGUGUUUGUGGUCCCUCAUUCACACAACGAUCCAGGAUGGAUCAAAACAUUCGACAAGUACUACAAUGACCAGACCCAGCAUAUCUUCAACAACAUGUUGGUGAAGCUGGCGGAAGAUCCUCGUCGGAAGUUCAUUUGGUCAGAAAUAUCAUUUUUCGCCAAAUGGUGGGAAAGCGCAGAUGCACAAAAACAAGAGGCAAUGCGCAAGCUGAUCCUCAGCGGACAGCUUGAGAUGGUGACAGGAGGCUGGGUCAUGACGGAUGAAGCCAACGCUCACUAUUUCGCCAUGAUCGAUCAGCUCAUUGAAGGCCAUCAGUGGCUGGAGAAAAAUCUGGGUGUGACCCCUCGUUCAGGCUGGGCCGUUGAUCCGUUCGGGCACAGCGCCACGAUGCCUUACCUACUGAAACGGGCGAACAUGACCAGCAUGCUGAUCCAGAGGGUCCAUUACUCCAUCAAAAAGCACUUUUCUGCCACUCAGAGCCUUGAGUUCAUGUGGAGGCAGGCCUGGGAUAUUGAAUCGAGCACAGACAUGUUCUGCCACAUGAUGCCGUUUUACAGCUACGACGUGCCGCACACGUGUGGCCCAGACCCGAAGAUUUGCUGUCAGUUUGAUUUCAAGAGGCUGCCGGGCAGUCGCGUCAACUGCCCCUGGAAGGUGCCGCCCCGAGCCAUCUCAGAUGCCAACGUGGCCGAGAGAGCUGGGGUUCUGCUUGAUCAAUACCGUAAAAAAUCUAAGCUGUUCCGUAGUAAAGUGUUGCUGGUUCCUCUGGGGGACGACUUCCGCUAUGACAAAGCAGUAGAGUGGGACCAGCAGUACUUAAACUACCAGAAACUGUUCGAUUACAUGAACUCCCACCCAGAAAUGCAUGUAAAGGCCCAGUUUGCAACGCUGACAGACUACUUUCAUGCGGUGUACAAGGCUAAUGGAGUUGCCCAGGGGACGAGACCACCGAAUUACCCUGUGCUGAGUGGAGACUUCUUCGCCUAUGCAGAUAGAGAGGACCAUUACUGGAGUGGAUACUACACCUCACGUCCCUUCUACAAAAACCUGGACCGUGUGCUAGAGUCUCACCUACGAGGGGCAGAAAUUCUCUACAGUCUGGCGGUGGCUCACGCGAGACGUGCGGGCAUAGAAGGGCGUUACCCCAUUUCAGAUUACUCCCUCCUGACCGAUGCCAGGCGCAACAUAGGGCUGUUCCAGCACCAUGAUGCCAUCACGGGCACUGCCAAGGAGGCGGUUGUCAUCGACUAUGGAAACAGGCUGUUACGUUCUCUGGUCGGUCUGAAACGAGUAAUCAUGAAUGCCGCACACUUCCUGGUAAUAAAGAAUAAAGACAUUUACCGCUUCUACCAGACGGAGCCUUUCCUAGAGACGGACGAUAGGCGCGCCACACAGGAUUCUCUCCCGCAGCGCACACUUAUCGAGCUGGAAUCUUCUCCCAGGUAUCUAGUGCUGUUUAACCCCGUCGAGCAGGAGCGUCUGUGUGUGGUCACCGUUCUGGUGAAUUCGGCGAGAGUGAGGGUGCUGACAGAAGACGGACAAACUCUACCGGUUCAACUCAGCGCGCAGUGGAUGUCCGCCGUUGAGAUGAGUGGAGAGGUUUACCAGGCCUCUUUCAUGGCACGCCUCCCCGCUCUGGGAUUGGCCGUCUUCCACCUGUACGACUCUGCUGACUCGCCCAUGACCCUGCGCUCUGAUACGCUGCUCAGGAUACCAGGACGGGGUCAGAGCAUACGUGGUUUGGACCCUCUGCCCGUGCGAUCGCAAACGGUAGACGCCCAACCGUUCUACAUCCAGAGCCAGUCUCUCACGCUAGGCUUCUCUGGAACCACUGGCCUGUUGGAGAGCAUUCGACGUAAAGACGAUCCCCAGGAGGUGAGGGUACAGAUUCAGUUCCUCACAUACGGAACUCGACCCUCCAAGGACAAGAGCGGGGCCUAUCUCUUCCUGCCAGACGGAAAUGCCAAGCCCUAUUCGCAGAGAGAAGCCCCUAUAGUGCGUGUGGUGGAAGGUCCUCUCUUCUCUGAGGUUGUGGCACAUUAUCAGCACUUCCAGCAGACGGUCCGCAUUCAUAAUGUUCCAGGAGUUGAUGGUCUUUCUCUGGACAUCACCACCAUGGUGGACAUCAGAGAUCAAAAUAACAAGGAGCUGGCCAUGCGGCUGGUUACCGACAUCCAGAGCAAAGACACUUUCUACACAGACCUCAACGGCUUCCAGAUGCAGCCUCGUCGGUACUUCCAGAAACUUCCACUGCAAGCUAAUUUCUACCCCAUGCCCACCACGGCAUAUAUUCAGGACAGCCAGUACCGACUCACGCUCCACACGGCCCAGGCACUCGGGGUCAGCAGCGUGUCCAGCGGUCAGCUGGAGGUGAUCCUAGACCGCAGACUGAUGCAAGAUGAUAACAGGGGUCUAGGGCAGGGCCUGAAGGACAACAAACGAACGGCCAACCGCUUCCGCCUUCUGCUGGAGAAGAGGAGCAGCAGUGAAGAUCCUGCUGGCUCCUAUGCCAAAGUCUCCAACAUGAUAAACAAAAUCAUUGCAGGUAUUUUAGGAGACGACCAGAAAGAGCCGGUGGACAGCAGACCGGUCAGCUUCCCGUCGCUGCUCAGUCACAUGACCUCCACCAUCCUGAACCAUGAGGUGCUGGCACUGCCUGUGUUGCCCAGGAAACAUGGUGUGCCACCCAUGCGUACCUUCGCUCCAUUGGCUGGCACCGUGCCCUGCGACUUCCACCUGCUGAACCUCAGGAGCAUCCAAAGCCCGCAGGACGCUCACUCUCCAUCUCUUCAUACGGCUCUGCUCCUCCAUCGACUGGGCUUGGACUGUGGUCUGGAGGCCCAGAACCCUGGUUUCAACUGCUCCACCACACAAGGCCAGCUCUCCAUUUCCGGGCUGUUCCGUGGGCUGGAUCUCCAGCUCCUGCAGCCCAUGUCUCUGUCUCUAAUGCACUCACAGCCUCCGCUCUCUAACGACUCCUCCAUCAAUCUGGAGCCAAUGGAGAUCUCCGCCUUCAAGCUCAAGCUGUGCUAGAGCGGUGUUGCAUCAGAACCGGGCUCUAGUCCGUGUGGACCCUCGGAACCUGUGCUAAAGCAGAGAACCACAGCUGGAUGAGCAGAGGACUCUUUGGGAGAUCGUUUAUCCAGACUUAACGUAUCCGAAUCAACACGAAGGCGCUAACUAUACCCUCAAAACUGGGGGAAAAACUCGAGGAGGAGAGCGUUCCAGCCAGCCAUGUUUGGUAGCCGGUCCGGGUGCUGAGAUAAGAAUGUCCAUGAUUGUUUUUUUUUAAAAUCAGAUUUUAAUAGGCAGAACACUAUUUGAUCAACAUCUUUUUAUUCCAGCAGUGCCGACCAUUGUCGUAUUGUUUUUUUUUUUUUUUUUCCCUUUUGUCUUUGGCUGGAAUCGCUGAUCUUUUUUUUUAAUCAUUCCGUCAUCCCUGGAGUUCGUACUGUAUGUAAAUAUCUCAAAAGCUACAUUCACAACUGGAUCUAUACAAAAUUGUGGGACUCAGUGCAAUACGUGAAGCUUCUCGCCGCUUUAUUUCUUCAUUUUCUUUGAUUUUCUACUACGCUUGAAUCCGUGUCAUUGUCGUUUGAGCUCAUUGUUUCUUUAGCUCUGCUGUGGACGGUUCUGCCUUUGCUCGGCGGCCACGUUUUCUUUUUUCUUUCUAUGAAUGUCAAUCACCACGCUCGGCCUGCGAAGGCUGUCAGUGCUGUAACCGACGCGGCGUUUACAGCUCUUUCUUUCAGGGUGGCUCGCAACACUUCGCUGACAGCAGAAGACGUCCGUGACCCAGCAGCGGUCAGGUCUUCAGAUAGCUCCUUCAUUGUUUUUUUUUUUGUUUUUUUUUUAAAUUAGGUUAUUGCUCAAAUCGCAUGAUGAGAGCUGACCCAGUAUAUUCGCUUGAUAUACCUUCUCACAAUAUUUUCAGGUAAGGGUAGCAACGGAUUCCCAUGGUCAGAAUUCGCCAAUUUCCCACAUAUAUGAAAAUGCAUUUAGGCCUUAUCUCGCUGUAGGAAACCCAUCUGUAAUGUGUAGCAGAGCCAUCUCAGUCCUCGCUUCUGGCGUUUGUCUGUCACCUCGGUUUGCUCGAAUCUGAUAGUUUUGAACAUGAAAAUGCUGUCUGUGUGUCUGUCAACCUAUCGUGUCUCGCUUCUCCUAUCCUGUCUGUCUGACCCUGGAAAAUCUGUACUAUAUCUGAUUAAAAAUGCAGAAAAAUAUUCUCACUUCUUUGACUUUCAACUCCUCGUCUGAUUAUCUCUCUGUCCAUUUAUCAGUCAGACCAUCAACCGUCUUCUCCAGCUAAUCAAGUUCCAGAAAAGCGUCCAAUCAGGAAGAUAAUUCCUCUCAGGAGGAACUCCAAGUAUGGAGUGCCAAACGUCUGUCCUAUUGCUUUGUAAAAGAUUCUGGGGGACGUUUGCUAUUCCAGAAUGUUCUCCCUUCUGUAAUUCAGUCUCGUCUGUCUGUGCAUUUCACUGCCAUGCUUGUUUUCCCUGUGUAUACGCUUUCUGGUCCGACAGAUAUCCUUGUUAAUGUUUUUUUUAUUUUUUUUUUACAUUUAUUUAUGUUGUGUGUUCUGAGAUGCAAAUUAGUGAAUUGAGAGGUUUGAGCUUUCCUGUUUUGGUUUCCUAUUGAGAGUGUUCAUAAAAAUGACUCGUGCAAGCAAAUGCAAAAACAUUAAAGUGGACGUUUAAUAAAGAUCACACAUUGAUUAUA